Messenger RNA from Megachile rotundata (alfalfa leafcutting bee), 1768 nucleotides. It is a transcript of the gene hgo, whose product is annotated as homogentisate 1,2-dioxygenase. Gene Ontology annotation, molecular function: homogentisate 1,2-dioxygenase activity. Gene Ontology annotation, biological process: L-phenylalanine catabolic process. Lineage: Eukaryota; Metazoa; Arthropoda; Insecta; Hymenoptera; Megachilidae. The record is from RefSeq and is a predicted model, not a curated record. Gene Ontology annotation, cellular component: cytoplasm.
GCGAUUACGUAUCUCCUAAGGACGGCCAGUGUCGUUCGCGUAUAUAUAAAAGGUUACGGUCAGCGAGAAAGCUCGUGUAUUCCCUGAAACGGUGGAGGCGCGAUGAAAACGGAAUUCAAGUACUUAACGGGCUUUGGCUGCGAGUUUUCCAGCGAGGACGAGCGUUGCCCCGGCGCUCUGCCCGUCGGCCAAAACAAUCCUCAAAAGUGUCCUUACGGUCUGUACGCGGAGCAACUGUCCGGUACGGCGUUCACCGCUCCUCGAUCUCGAAACAAACGUUCUUGGUUCUAUCGGAUCAGACCGUCGGUCGUCCAUCGUCCGUUCGCGCCGAUCGGCCGCGAUACUCGUCUCGUCUACGAAUGGGACGCGACUCCUCAGACACCGAAUCAGCUGAGAUGGAAACCGUUCGACGUGCCGACCAGACAGGCCGUCGAGGUAGACUUUGUCGACGGUUUGCACACGAUAUGCGGUGCCGGUGACUUUCGCGCUCGACAGGGCGUCGCGAUUCACGUGUAUCUCUGCAACGCGUCCAUGCGGGACAGAGCUCUUUACAACGCGGACGGAGAUUUUCUUAUCGUGCCUCAAUUAGGCGCGUUAGUGAUAACCACCGAAUUUGGCAAGAUCCUGUGCGAACCGAACGAGAUAUGCGUGAUUCAACAGGGCAUGCGAUUCAACGUUACGGUUUUUGGACCGUCCCGUGGUUACAUCCUGGAGGUGUUCGACGAUCAUUUUCAACUGCCGGAGCUGGGUCCGAUAGGGGCAAACGGCCUGGCGAAUCCGCGAGACUUUCAAACGCCGGUCGCCGUUUACGAAGAUCGAGAAACCGAUUACGAGAUCGUAUGCAAGUACCAUGGUAAGUUGUACGUCGCCAGACAACGCCACAGCCCGUUCGAUGUAGUGGCCUGGCACGGAAAUUACGUUCCGUAUAAAUACGACCUCGCGAAAUUCAUGGUCGUCAAUACGGUUUCGUUCGAUCAUUGCGAUCCGUCGAUUUUCACCGUUCUGACGUGUCCCUCGACAAAAGCUGGCACCGCUGCGGCCGAUUUCGUGAUAUUCCCUCCUCGAUGGUCCGUGCAGGAGCACACUUUCCGGCCGCCGUAUUACCAUCGAAAUUGUAUGAGCGAGUUUAUGGGCCUGAUCAAGGGACAGUACGAAGCUAAAGAGGACAGCUUUCAUCCAGGCGGGGCAUCGCUGCACUCUAUUAUGACGCCUCACGGACCGGAUACGCGUUGUUUCGAUACCGCUUCGAACUGCGAGCUUAAACCGGAGCGCGUAGCCGAUGGAACUCAAGCUUUCAUGUUCGAAACGUCGUAUAGCUUGGCGAUAACCGAAUGGGCAGCGAAACUUUGCAACAAGUUGGACGACGACUAUUACAGAUGCUGGGAAGGUCUUAAAAAGCACUUCAACCCGUACAGGAAAUCUCUUUAAAGAUUUCAAUCGUCUUUUUCUCGUCGUUGUUUCCCGCGCGAUAGGAAACUUCCAUGUUUACUCUACAAUGUUUUACGAGGCUCGAACUUGUAGCGUAAACGAGUUAUGCUCAAAUUAUUCAAUUACGAACCGAUGUUGAUGCGCGAACGUCGAAUUUGCUUCGAUACAACGUCUGUACUUUAGCGUAUUUGGGUACCUGAGAUAUAUGUAUGUAUGUAUGUAGAACUGUUAUACCGCGAGAAUAAUAGGGAAGAUAAGAAUUUGUUCAUUUUCAAGGAAAUUUCAAGGAAAUUUCAAGGAAAUUGGAUUCGAACGAGUCGAAUAAAAUGGAUACAAAUCA